AUUAGCAUUAUAAUUUUAAAAUGUUGGUGACCUUGAACUAGUCUUGUCAAACUUGUUUUUGUUUACAUUUUAUGUAAUCAAUGAUGUAAGGACUUGUGGUUCUAGUUUGCAAUAAGGGAGAGACUACGAUUGUUCAGUGAUGGUAGUGACUUAAUUAUAUUUAUCGUGAACUGUGAACUGUGUUUGAGCUGACUUUUUUAAAAAUUUUAUUUUUUAGUACAGCGUGUAAACGUGUACAUAUUGCAGGCACUACCUCUUUCUUGUAGGUCACUUUCACGUACCAAGUGAAAGUCUGGUGCAAACCUUUCACGAGUCAAAGGCAACUCACAACAGUGUUAACAAUUUUUGAGUAAUUAACAUCCAAACGGAACGUGUAUAUUUGUGAUUCGAGGGCACAAUGACAGAAAGUUAUUCAUCAAAGCUGACAUCGAACGUGCGGUCUUCAGUUGUGACUGGCAGAACCAAUUACGCUUUAAAUGAAAAACCGGGGGAUUCCAAUGAUAAGCGAAGCCAAAAUCUAGAGAAAAAUCCGGUCCUUCGGUCUGAUCCGGCAGUGUACAUUGUGUUCGUAUCACUACUUCUGGAUCUGUUGGCGUUCACUAUGAUUCUUCCAUUGCUACCGUCGUUGUUGGAUCACUACAGGACAAACGACAGUCCUGGCAGUUUGUACCCAUGGCUACUGAGCAAAAUCAAGUAUUUCCAACUUCUCGUUGGAGCUCCGGAUAGGUUUGAUUCUGUUUUGUUUGGAGGUUUCCUUGGGUCAUUGUUUUCUUUCCUACAGUUUUUAGCGUCUCCAUUGGUAGGAGGUGUAUCAGAUGUUUAUGGCCGCAAACCAGUGCUUCUGAUAUGUCUGGUUGGUAUAGCGUUGUCCUACGUGUUGUGGGCAGUGUCCAGCUGUUUUGCCUUGUUCGUGUUGGCAAGGGUGGUAGGUGGCAUCUGCAAAGGGAACGUCAGUUUAUCAAUGGCCAUCAUUACCGAUGUGUCCUCCACUGCCACGCGAGGUAGAGGCAUGGCACUUGUUGGUAUUGCUUUUUCUGUGGGUUUCAUUUUGGGACCCGUGAUUGGAGCGGUUUUCUCUCGAUGGUCUCACAGCCAAGCAGGAGCUUGGUAUGUCUAUCCCGCCUUAUUUGCUCUGAGCCUCGUCAUCCUUGAUAUAAUUUUCGUAGUAUACUUCUUCAAAGAAUCACUUCCAAAGAAUAGAAGAGCGAAGUCUGUGGCGAACAGCGUGAGCCAGGCGGCUGCGUACAUAAACCCUUUUGAGCUGUUCAAAUUCAGCGCAGUUCAGAACAUGCCCAAGAAAGAACUGGCGGAACUCCGCCGGCUGGGCUUCAUCUACUUCGUGUACCUGUUCCUGUACUCGGGGCUGGAGUUCACUAUCACGUUCCUGACCCACCACAAGUUCAACUACACCUCCAUGCAGCAGGGGCUCAUGUUCUUCACCACGGGCUUCACCAUGGCCGCGGUGCAGGGGGGCUACGUGCGCCGCUUACCCCAGGACAAGAUGCGGGCCACCGCCGUGCGGGGAUUGCUACUCAUUGUGCCUUCUUACGUAUGCAUUGGUCUCGCACCUUCUCCAGUACUGCUUUACAUUGGGCUGCUCAUAUAUUCUGUGUCCACUGCCAUGGUCGUCCCGUGCCUGACGACGUUGGUGUCCAAUCACGGCUCCCACGAGCAGAAGGGCAAGGUGAUGGGGAUCUUCAGGUCCCUGGGAGCGCUGGCCCGGGCCGUCGGACCCGUCGUGGCUUCCGUGGCGUAUUGGAUCAUGGGACCAGCGCCAACCUACCUCACAGGGGCGGUGCUUCUGCUAUGGCCGUGGAUAAUGCUGAAGAAUCUUUAUGCGGAGUUGUAAAUGCGACACCUCUUUUGUUGUUUUCAGCAAGAUGCUGUUGGUUUCAAAAGAUGUCAUCAAGGAUCUGGCCUAAGUUACCACAAUGCCAUAAGCUCUCGAAUUAAUGAAAAGUUUCAUUUAUAAGAUAAAUUGUACGCAGGUAAUAUGUGCUAGAUGUAUUUAAUGCAUAUUUGUAUACAUGUUAACUUUUUUUACAUAGUUUUUAUUUUUUUGAGUAUUACUUACCCAAGUUAUUAGCUGAUUUCGUUAACAAAGUUGGCAGGUUUAUGAGACUAUUGUCUGAAUUAGUUUGGUUGGUAGGUUUUUUCAGGUUUAAACAAAUAUUAAAUUCAUUCAGUUAUUUUAUUUACUACUCAUAAUUGCGGGAAGCCUACAUCAGAUUUUAAUGUCCCUGUCAUUACUGAGGCAAGCUGUUUGCAAGCACAGUAGGGACUAACCCAUGUUAUUGCAUAGAUAAAUGUUUAAAUGGUUGAUUACAUAUGAAGUUCAUAAAAUCCUGAAGUUACACAAAGGCAAAUACUGUAUUCGAAUAUGUUGAAAAUCUUUGUGAAUUGUAGGUUUCCCCCAUAAUUUAGAAAUUUUGUUUUCCAUAGAGAUACGUAUAAGGUCUUCACAAAUAAACGUAAUGUAAUUUACACUUUCUAGCUGCCAUUUUUGAUGUAUUUAGACUUGAUUAUAGAAGGAAUCAACAGAUUGUAUGUAAUGUAAACAAAGUUUUAUUGAAGAAAAUAGGAAAUAUCAUGAAAAUAAAUUAUAUAUAACAGAAGCAUCAAAUAUUUUAACCAAUCAUUAGGAUAGAUCCUAGACUAUUUGAAAAUAAGGAAAUUAAGUAUUUUGUCACUGUAGAUGCAAAAACCUUGUAUGUCAAAUUAUGGUUUAUUAUCAAUUCCAACAGACAAAAAUCAGUUAUAAUUUUCUGCAUUUGAUGCAGUAAAUAACACAUGAUAGUAACUCGUUAUUGAAAGACUGCCAAUUAAAGCUUGGUACCUAUCACCGACCAUGUUAGGUUUUUAAUUAUUUUCUAUUUAAAUAUAUUUAUAUAGAUUUUUUUUUUAAAUGUGCUAAAGAAGUUAAGAUGUAUGCAUUAUGUAGCUGUUGAAGAAAUUGAAAUGAUUAGUAGUUACAGUGAUGCAAUUAACCAAGCACAAAUUUUAAUUGUGAAUAUUUGUCUGUCAUUUAAAAAUACAAAUAACAUGUGACAUAUUGUUUGGUGACAAAAUAGAGGGGGGGGGGGGACAUGGUAUGCAAUGCUUAUGUAUUGAAACAGUAGUUUGAAAUUGUACUUAAGGAGCAUGCCUAGUCAGGGGUGUGUCUGUGUUAGAGGCGGGAUGAUAAGUGCGACGCUUGCUGGUGCUUCUAGCGCGGUAUCCCUCUAAGCGCAAGGCUGUGUGUGCAUUGGCAACAAUCUUCUUGUCGAGCUUUCAGGUAACUGUUCCGGGAAUUAUAUGCCUAAAAGUUAUUCUGCAAAAACGUUUUUAGUCAUUUUCACUUUUCUAAAAAUGCAGUUUCAACACGAAAUCCGCAACCAGAACUUCUCAUCCGCCCUCAGAAUAUUCUCAAAUUAUUUUUUGUAAACAGACAAAACUGGCUAUCUUGAGCAGUUUUUUAAUUUGAGUACUUUUUUUCUGAAGCCCAGGUAGGUUAGGCUCUUAAACAAAACCAUUGACAUAAAAUUCAGUGUCCCAACCUUUGGGUUGAAGCCAAGCUGUAGGUUAAAGUUUUUUUUUUUCAACCUCCUUAAAAAUCUACCAAUUUUGACCAAUAAGGUUUAGCAUCUGCAGUGAUAAUUUGCAUGUCAGUAUGUCAUACAUAUAUCUGUAUCUCUCACUCUUUUUUUUUUUGUUUGUCAACACACAUUUAAAAGAAUCAUAAAAAAAAUUCGUAACAGAACAUCACUAUACAUACAUGACAGUAUUUUUUUCUAUGUAUACUUAGCUUAAGAUGGUAAGUAGCUGAAAUAUUAUUGCAAAUUGAGGUCAGAAAGGAAUACCUUCAGUAACACCUACUAAUAUUUUUGGGAAAAUAUACGUAGGAAACGCGGGCCAAGUUAUGUCGGCAAACCUAGCGGCACGGAGUGUCCCUGUGUUUCUUUACAAUAUGUGUUGGAAGUAUGUGAGACUAGUUACAGUUGGCAGCAUCUAGCGUGAAAUGGAAAAUAGCUAGGAAGCAACCUGCCUCGCUAUCUACCAGUCAUAAUUGUUGUGAGUUUCCUUUAUUGUCCCAUUAUGAUAUUUGUUAACACUCAUGAAGGGUAUCUUAGUACAAUCAAGUAUCCUACCCCUACUUUGUGUUCGGUCUUUAACGCAUUUGAAACCUAACUUUUAAAAAAUAAAUUGAAUGUAAAGUUUUGACUUAAAUGAUUAAUUUUUAUACUGGAUUGAUCUUUUACCAUUAUUUUUUUGUGUUUGCAUGUUGAUUAAAGAAAUGAUUUACAAAAGACAUGAAGUAGUCCUACUGUUAAGUUUUUUUUUUUUUAAAUAGUCUAUAGGUUGGACCAUAAUUAAGGGGAAAUUAUUUUGCAGUGGGUCUAUUUUUAUACAUUAAAUUUCAUGAACAUUAUGAAUAAGUGUUUUACAUGAAAAUAAAGGUUAUAAAUGAUAUGAUUUUAAACAGUUGUAUGUUUGCCUUGUUUUGAAGGAUAUGUCUUGGAAUCAGUUAAAAUAAUAAUAAGUUUCAUAUGUGCUUUAAGAAGGAAUUAAGUGCCAUGCAGUUUAACAUUUAUGUAUAAAUGUAUUGGUAAUACAGGUUCAUUAUCCACAUAUUUAUGGAAUAUAUGAAUGUACAUUUUACAGAACUAUUUCACUACCUCUGUCUUGUAUUAGGUACAAUUAUACCACAUUGAAACAGAUUUAUUGGAGUGUGUGUUUAUAUUUAUGUGUAUCUUUUGCAUUGUUUGAUUUUAUUAGUUUUUAUUUUAUAACAAUUUUGUAAAAAAUUUUGGUUAAAAAAGUAGUUUUUUUUUUAAAUACCAAUGUACUUAUUACUCUUGAAGACGGGCAAUCGAUCAAUCUACUACUCUAAAUGUUCAACCUUACUUUCAUUACUGUUGGUGAUAUAGUUAAUUAAUUUUUUUUAAUGAAGUUUUUUUAACUUGUUUGAAAUAUGUAGUUAGUAUUACAAUUCUGUUACUAUUUUAUGCUUAUGAUUUUGUUACUCAGUUCCAUAACAAGCCUGUGUAUUAGUCAGUUUUCAAACUAUAAGGUAAUUAAUGUAUGUAUGCUUGCUAUGUAGUCAUUAUUCAAACUGUAAUAUAAGAAUGUUGAUACUAUUGUAACCAUGACUUUUAUGUAUCAAAAAUGCUAUUUUCAAUAGCAUAUAAAAUUCCAAAAACUCGUAUCCAUAUUCAGAUAACCCGAUAGACAGCAAAGUGCAGGCUUCUGGUAAAGAUAUCAUGUAUUCCUCAACUACAAGUUAACUUAGACCAUGUAAGGUAGGAACAAGAUAAUGAGUGUAUUAUUUCAUAUUCUUUGCUCUUCCCUUUCGCUAAGUUUUCCGUUUGCUUUUGUUGACCUUGGUUGGUCUUUAUUUUGACCUUACAAUUGAGAUGCAAUUAGUGAUGAGUCACAUCCCAAUUUUCUCAAAUCAGAAUCUGGAAUUUGAAUCCCAAAAAGUACUUUGAAUAUAUCCCUCAAAUCCGAAUGUAAGUUCAAGGGUCCAAAAUAAAAUAAUGCAUAAGAAAUGAAAAAUUUUAACUGUGUAAAAUAUUCAAAAAUUUAACCCUUUAAAUGUUUUAUUCAUGAACUAAGUUUCCAGAAUCAGUACAUUAUGUAUUUUUGUUUCUAUAAUUACAUUUGAAAAGUACAAUAUCUUGGGGGAUUGUAACAUGCUAGGUAUGAAGAAAAAUAUUGACUUUGUAAACUUCAGAGGUUAUCAGUGUUGAAUUUUUAAUUUACUUUAUUUCCUCUAAUAUAUUUCUUUGAAUAAUUUUCCUCGAAUAUUGAAUCCUUUGAAUACUAAGGAUUUGAGGAUUUGAUUGGCCCAUCCCUAAUGGUAAUAUUCUAAUAUUUGACCUUAAUAUAGUUUUAAUCAUUUGAUUCAUAAACAGUGUAUUUACAGGUCAUGAAACGUAACUAAAUUGAAGGACUGGUCAUGAAAGUCACAAUAUAAAUUAUAAAGUCUCUAACUAAACAUUAGGCUAAAAAUUCCAAAACUUCAAUUUUUAUGAGUCUUUUGCUAGCUUGAAUUUUUUUUUGAUGCCUCGCUUCAUUUUAUAGUGGGACAUUAAAUAUAAAUAGUUAGAGACCGGCCAUUUAAAUUAUGUGGACAUAUCCCUGAAAAGAUUUCUGUAACAAAAACCAGCACGAACCUGCGAUUAGUAGAUCUGUUUCAUAUUAUGUUUGAUUUUGCUUAUUGUAUUGUUACUUGUGGGAAAUAUAUGUUCGAGCAGGAUAGUCUUAAUCAAUUUAAUUAGAAUUUAUUUAUUUAUUAGUAUUUACACUUUUUCCUAAAUAAUUAAAAUCUAAAUGACUGUCCACAAAAUUGAUCACAGUUUAAUUAGUUCACAGUUUACUCUCGCCCACUGGAGCUCGGCUUGACAGUGGCUCUAUGCUUUUUGUCUCUUUCCGCCCAUCGUGGUCCCAUCCUGGCCCAUUCUUAAUUUUUAUAUAAAGCUCUUUUACAUUUUGGUGUAUGUUAACUCUGUAGGAUUAUUUUUAUGAGCUAUUUUGUAAGCAUCUUAUAAAAACCAUGUUUUAUUUUAAUUUUUUGUUAAUAUGCUAUUAUGUGCAUGAAUGACUAAAUACAUUAUAAAUUUUGGAUUUGAAAUACUUUUUAUUCAUACAUAUUGUAACCAAAAUUAAUCUAGUUUGCUCGGUUUGUGUGUUUCAUACUUUUAAAAGCAUUUCAAUUAUUUUAUAGAGAGUAAAAACAAAAAAAAAUUAUAUAACUGCAAAAUUACACCAAAAUUUAAUACCUUGAGUUAAAAAGUGUUAAAAAAAUAAUUUUUUUUCUUCAUACUUCAAGGUAGUGCAAAUUUUAUUUUGUAGAAAUCAUUCCUAUUUCUUAAUGAUGGUAUAUGUAUGUACUUGCAUUCAGAAUUAACCUUUUUUGUUGAUUGUUGUACUUGAAUAGUUACCAUUCAGCAAUCUUUGAAUAAAAUUAUAUUUUAAAGGAAAAAUUAUUUAUUGUCUAUUUAAGUAUUUUUUGUCUGGAAAACAUUUUUGACUUUAAAUUACGACUGUUUAUUAUUGUUUCACAAACUUAUAUACUUGGGUAACUAAAUAUGGAUUUCCGGCUCGAAAAGAGUAGUUAACUGAAUGUUUUGCAUAAACUGUCCAUUGGAAAAUUCAUAAUGAAAGACCAGGUAUCUAAGUUUGAUAUUUUGUAUAGGUGACAUACUAGUUCAGGGUCAAACCCUUGUAUGCAACAGGUUAGUGUAUGUGUGUGUUUUACUUACGUUUUGCUCUUAUAGCAUCUCUGCCUCAGAAUGCAAAACAUAAUUGAAAAAUAGAGAUGUAUCAUUGCCUUUUGGGACCAAACAUAAAAUUCAAAGGCAAAUUGAUUUUCACAAAAGAGGAAUGAAAGGCGUAGUUUUGUUCAAACUAUUCGAAGGCUGUGUAAAAAUAAUAAAUAUUUUUAUAGUAUUAUUCUGAUUAAUGUAAACUAGUGAAUGUUUGUUGUGUCAGUCUGAUUACGUGUUAUUAAAGUAUGUAUCACAUUAUUAAAAAUCAAUUUUAUGACAAUUUAUUUGAUUAUUUUUAAAAAAUAUAUAUUUUUUUUUACUUGUAUGUUUUAGGUUGCCAUGAAUUAUCAGAUUUUCACAUUUACUAAUACAUAACAUAAGUAUUCAGUAUGCAUGUUGUGCAUGAACAAAUAUUUUGGCACCGAGUUAUUUUAUGAGAGUCUUUAAGUAUUAUAAAAUGUGAUAAGAAUGCUCAGAUUGGUGAUUUAUUUGUUAUUUGUAUGAUACAUAAUUGUGUUAUUAUAAAUAAUGUUCAGUACCUUUAUAACAUGAUCAAAGAUUUGGUUUUAUUUUAAGUUUCUACAUGAUAAUUUCUUGAAAUCUAGAAUCUAUUGUUUUUGUUAUUGAGUGUUGCUACUGUUUUUUUUUAAGCACAAAAUAUGAAAUAUUGUAUAUUUUUCAUAGUUGUGUUGUUAUAAAUGCUUGGAAAUUGAA
This is a messenger RNA of Bacillus rossius redtenbacheri, 7964 nucleotides long. RefSeq names its product major facilitator superfamily domain-containing protein 10 (gene rtet). The transcript is spliced from 9 exons. The coding region runs from base 398 to 1849 and encodes 483 amino acids. The record is from RefSeq and is a predicted model, not a curated record. NCBI's taxonomy places the organism in Eukaryota, Metazoa, Arthropoda, Insecta, Phasmatodea, Bacillidae. Gene Ontology annotation, biological process: transmembrane transport. Gene Ontology annotation, molecular function: transmembrane transporter activity. Gene Ontology annotation, cellular component: brush border membrane.